Messenger RNA from Balaenoptera musculus (blue whale), 965 nucleotides. Its product is annotated as 40S ribosomal protein S3-like. Gene Ontology annotation, cellular component: cytosolic small ribosomal subunit; nucleus. Gene Ontology annotation, biological process: positive regulation of apoptotic signaling pathway; translation. The record is from RefSeq and is a predicted model, not a curated record. NCBI's taxonomy places the organism in Eukaryota, Metazoa, Chordata, Mammalia, Artiodactyla, Balaenopteridae. Gene Ontology annotation, molecular function: structural constituent of ribosome; RNA binding.
AUGUCUGAAUGUCAGAGAGAAAAUAUGCUGCUAAAAAAAGACAAAGAAAAACAAACAAAACCAUGUCUCUUCCUGGUGACAUCUCAUGGCCGCCUCUUCAAGAGCCCUUUCUUUGAGAGCUGCUUUUUACCCAGCUCCCCAAGGGUGCUCAAGGUGCCUGCUCAUCGAUCCACCUUGAACAGGCACCAAUAUGUUCUAAUUAAGAGAGUGUACAGGCUUUUCCUUUCGGCGGCACAUGGUGGCAAGAAGGCGGUGCAGAUUUCCAAGAAGAGGAAGUUUGUCGCUGACGGCAUAUUCAAAGCUGAACUGAACGAGUUUCUCACUUGGGAGCUGGCUGAAGAUGGGUACUCUGGAGUUGAGGUCCGAGUUGCACCAACCAGGACAGAAAUCAUUAUCUUGGCCACCAGGACACACAAUGUUCUUGGUGACAAGGGCCGGCGGAUCCGGGAAUUGACUGCUGUGGCUCAGAAGAGAUUUGGCUUCCCUGAUGGCAGUGUAGAGCUUUAUGCUGAAAAGGUGGCCACAAGAGGUCUGUGCGCCAUUGCCCAGGCAGAGUCUCUGCGUUACAAACUCCUAGGAGGCCUUGCUGUGCGGAGGGCCUGCUGUGGUGUGCUGCGGUUCAUCAUGGAGAGUGGGGCCGAAGGCUGCGAGGUCGUGGUGUCUGGGAAACUCCCAGGACAGAGGGCUAAAUCCAUGAAGUUUGUGGAUGGCCUGAUGAUCCACAGUGGGGGCCCUGUUAACGACUGUGUCGAUGCUGCCGUGCGCCAUGUGCUGCUCAGACCAAAGAUCAUGCUGCCUUGGGACCCAACUGGUAAGACUGGCCCUAAGAAGCCCCUGCCCGAUCACGUGAGCAUCGUGGGACCCAAAGAUGAAAUACUGCCCACCACCUCCAUCUCCGAGCAGAAGGGUGGGAAGCCAGAGCCGCCUGCCAUGCCCCAGCCGGUACCCACAGCAUAAUAGGGUCU